GCUUAACCUAGAACAUUGUUGUACUGUCACUUUCCAUUUCCAAUUUGCACACAAAAAUAUAAAUUAGCUCCAACGUGGAAGUGGUUUUGAAACUAGGUUGAAAAUUCCGUUUAAGCUCCAUUAUUUACAUAUGUGAUCCCUGUAGGCUUUCUGAAAAAUCACAGUCAACAUUCCCUUUAAACGGCAGAUUGAUCUAAUUAUUCUUUCCUAAACUCUUACUAUUCCACAAAUUUAUUUCUAAUUCUGUUUAGAAAAUAUUUUAUAAUGAAUCCUCCAAAAAAAGGAAAACAAGGCACUAGAGGUGCAAAACAAAUAGUGGAUGAAAAUAUUGAAACCUUGAAGUUCUAUCGCAAUUGUGCAUUAGGGACUACAGUAUUUGCAUUUAUUAUAAUGCAGUUUUUAUAUUCUUCUUUUUCGGUUCUCUUUAUUUUGUCAUGUAUUGUACAAUUUGGAGCAUACAAAUUUAUGGUAUAUAUGUCAAAAGCAACUUAUUCUGAAAGUGGACAAUUGUUAGAUAGUGGUGUAGACUUAAAUAUGACUGGUGGAAUAGCAGAGCACGUGAAAGAUGUUAUUCUGUUAACUUCUAUUUGUCAAGUGACCUCCCUCAUAUCUUACUAUUUUUGGCUCAUGUGGUUAUCUGGACCAGCUAGAGCAUUCUAUCUGCUAUGGAAGAAUGUACUUGGACCAUACUUUUUCCAGUCACCCCCGGCUCAGCCAGAAAUGGACGAGAAGAAACAGAAGAAAUUAGAAAGGAAAAUGAAGAGAAUGCAAAGAUGAUAAAUUGCCUUUUGAUAAUGAUUGUGAUCAAUUACUGAAGAACAGAACAAUGAAUGAUUUUAUAUUUUUA
Coccinella septempunctata (seven-spotted ladybird) is the source of this 847-nucleotide messenger RNA. Its product is annotated as transmembrane protein 208. Lineage: Eukaryota; Metazoa; Arthropoda; Insecta; Coleoptera; Coccinellidae. Gene Ontology annotation, cellular component: intracellular membrane-bounded organelle. Bases 265 to 777 code for a protein of 170 amino acids. The transcript is spliced from 4 exons. Gene Ontology annotation, biological process: vacuolar protein processing. The record is from RefSeq and is a predicted model, not a curated record.